Molecule: messenger RNA, 758 nt
Organism: Theobroma cacao (cacao)
Lineage: Eukaryota; Viridiplantae; Streptophyta; Magnoliopsida; Malvales; Malvaceae
Gene: CLE40
Product: CLAVATA3/ESR-RELATED 40
Molecular function (GO): receptor serine/threonine kinase binding
Source: RefSeq, a predicted model, not a curated record
AAAUAGAAUUAAAUUCUAAGAAGAACUUCUGUCCUGCCAAAAGAAAUACAUCUAGGAAGUGGGACAAGUUUACAUAAAGAAAUAUAGUCCUAAUAUCUUUUUUUUAAUGAAUAUAUGCCACGUUUUCAAAUGAGUGUUAUAAAGAGCAUUGUUCAAAAGACAAAAAGGCUAUCAUAUAUAUUUCUCUCUCUGUUUUUGUUUUGGCAUACAGAAAGGUUUCUCAUUUUUAUGCCCUUUUCAAGUAUGGUGUUUAUCAGGGCUCUCCAAGGGAUUCUGAUCAUUUUAAUGGUGGCUUCAGUGCCUUUUGUCCAUUCCUCUCGGACCAGUAACAGAUUGCUUGGAGAAAGAACAAUGGCAGAAGAGACCUCCACAAUCACAGGGGAGCUUGAAAGCAACUACUGCUUCAAUAGAUUUGGGAGAGGAGGUUCAGUCCUUAUUGUAGAGGAAAGGGAAGUUCCAACUGGACCUGACCCUCUUCACCAUAACAGUAACCCUACAGGACCUUGAUCAACCUUCCUAUACAGGGUGACAUAUGGGUUUUCUAACCAGUUUUAUCUCUCUGCCUUAUUUAGCCAUGGUUUUUAUUGUUCACUGGACUACUGUCUUCGUAUAGAUUUGGUUUUGUAUUUAUUCUGAUGAUGAAAGCUCUUUUUCCAUUUCUUUUUCAAAGAAAUAUUCACUGUGAGAGAGGGUACCUACCUACCUGUAUUUAGUUACUUUUUGAGCUUAUUUGGUUAAAAAUAAGCUGUUUCCUUGUC